AGGGCGUUUCCGGGGCACGCGCCGGGAGGGGGCCGCUGACGUCGGGCUCAGGUGCACGCGCCCGCCCGCCCGCGCGGCCCAGUUGGCGGCCCGCACUCCAGGUGGAGGCCGGCGGCGGGCCGCGGCCAGAGGGAGAGAGUCCGCGCUUUCCGAGGGAGCCGCGCCCUGCGGGCCCCAGCGCACCCAAGGGGAUGGAGAGCUGCCCCCGAGGCCCCCGCGCGGCCCGCGAUCCCACGCCCGCCGGCCCGCGCUAGCUGCUCGACUCGUGCGCUUUAUCAGCCACCCAGGCCUUGUCUCCCGAAUCAGUGGCGUCGUGGUUCGAAAGAAAUGGAAGAAAAGGAGCGAUGUGACCGAUUGUGUUCGGUCCUCCUGCUUUGAGGCCUGGCAUUUGCAGAGGGAAACAGCAAGAAAAUAGUGGGGUUUUUAGAGGGGGGUGGGAGGGAAGGGUGGGGAAAGGGAAACAAGGUCUUACAUUUUAUGUUUUUUAUUUUCUAAAUUCUGCACUUUGACAGUGGUCGCAAAAUAAAACUAAUCCAAAAGUUAUUUUUCUAUUGAGAAGAGAGAAGAGGUGUUUUUUGUUUUUUUUUUUUUCCUUUCGGUUCCAAUCUUUUCUCCCAGUGACAAAGCAUAAAUCAUGGACACCAGAGAAUAAGGUGGACCUCAGGAAUCCUGAAAAGACUGAGAAGCUUGCAUUCUUCCUCUGGAGGGAAAGAGUGGGGUGUUUUUAGCCAUCUCUGGAACCUAAAAGAAAAAACAUGAGUUGUGUGCCAUGGAAAGGAGACAAGGCCAAAUCUGAAUCAUUGGAGCUGCCCCAGGCAGCACCCCCACAAAUCUACCAUGAGAAACAGCGCAGGGAGCUUUGUGCCCUCCACGCCCUCAAUAACGUCUUCCAGGACAGCAAUGCCUUCACCCGGGAUACGCUGCAAGAGAUUUUCCAGAGGUUGUCUCCAAACACCAUGGUGACACCUCACAAGAAGAGCAUGCUGGGAAAUGGCAACUACGAUGUGAAUGUCAUUAUGGCAGCACUUCAAACCAAAGGCUAUGAAGCUGUUUGGUGGGACAAGCGCAGGGAUGUCGGCGUCAUUGCCCUCACUAACGUCAUGGGCUUCAUCAUGAAUCUGCCCUCCAGCCUAUGCUGGGGUCCACUGAAGCUGCCCCUCAAAAGGCAGCACUGGAUCUGUGUCCGAGAGGUGGGAGGGGCCUACUACAACCUCGACUCCAAACUCAAGAUGCCCGAGUGGAUUGGAGGCGAGAGCGAGCUCAGGAAGUUUCUAAAACAUCAUUUACGAGGAAAGAACUGUGAACUCCUGCUGGUGGUACCAGAAGAGGUAGAGGCCCAUCAGAGUUGGAGGACUGAUGUGUAACACAGUUCUGCCCAGCCUCCCUCUCAGCUCAGCCCCUUCAGUGUCCGUGAUGUGCUGUGGCCUCUGCAGUGGGUCUGCCCCUGCUGCUUCCCCAAACGUCUCAUCGGGUUUUCCCCUUCAGAUCUGACAGUGCAAUAGGACAGACAUGUGAACUGUUGUAAGAACUACCCAGUGUUUUGUUCCUGGGCAAGGAAGGUAGGAGCUCUGUGCACUCAAGGCCAGCAGUCACAAACCCUUGUUUUGCUUAAGAGACAGAGGAGAAAGUAGAGCAGGGAGGGAAUUCUAGCUUAUUUUCCGUUUUCUGUGAGGACUUGACACAGGUGUUCUGCUGAGUUGUCACUGCUGCUUGAGACUCACCUAGAGAUGCUGCCUCCACUUUCCAUCCUGUCUGGGUCUGAAGGUAACGCACACAAACCCCAUGGGACUGGCUUGAAGACGCCAGAGCAUAAAGAUCUCUCAGGAAACCAUGUCCCAAAACUCUGGCGGCGGUCCAGCAUGCUUCCAACCCUUCUCCUGAGGUGUAAGGGUGGUUUAUGGCCAUACGUGGAGUUUUAUAAUGAAAAGUUCUCUAAUAUUCCACACUAAUAUUCUAGCGUGAGCUGAGUAAGAUAGAUACCUAACAGGAUGUGGCAAAAGCCACACUGGGACGGCCAUGCGGUGGCUCGCUUUCUCCAGUGUUGUCCCUGCCACUUCACGACAUCGAUUCAGGAGGCUCUGGGACAAGAGAAGCCAAAAAGCAGUUUUCCCAGUUCAGUCACGCUGGCAAAAUCAGGAAAAAAUAAGUCUGCCUUUGACAUCAAAUUCCACUAAUUUGGGGCAGAGUUGGGUGAGGAAAGUUUUGUGAAGACAGGCUUCUCAGAGUAGGAGCAGCCAGAAUUCAGUAGACAUUGUAGGCUUGGAGGCUGUCACUAUAGUGCCAAGUUGGGUGGCUCCGUGCAUUGUGGAUGGAACAAGACCUGGGUUUGCCAUCUUCCUGUCGUUUUCUUUAUAUAUCAGUGGAAGUUCAACCUGCCCCUACCUCUUGAAAUAGUUGUAGGCCGAUUUUCUCUUGUAACUUUGGAAAACGAAAGAGAAAUAAGUAUCAUACCACACACGUGUCUCCAAACUGGAUGUGGUUGCCUCAAGGCAGGUGGGCAGGCAGGGGUGACCCACUGGCCCUCAGAUCGAUGGUGUUGGCAGGUACUGAGAGCUGCCCCACUGGCCAGACUUCUCUCUGGCAGCAAAGCCAGCCUGGGGCUUGCAUGUUGAUCCUGAGCAAGCUUUAACGGGGUUAAGCUGAGGCGUUCUCCCCCUGUGACUGGAGUGCAUGUUUACACCAGCACUUUUUCUGCACAUGUAUCUUCAAUCCAGCAAGGCUGUUUUUUUUUUUUUUUUUAAUGCUGAGUAACAGGCCACCAAGUGGCUACUUCAUUGUGUCUUCUCAGCAACUGGCCGGUUUCUUCUGCACCAUUUUCUACAGCAGACCUGCUUGGCGCCACAGGGAGCUCUUCCCGCCCUGCACAAUGACAUUCCAACCACCACCAGCCAGACGUUACAGCCAACCUUGCUGAUUGUCACAAGCAGGACCUUGGGGCCACUGGCACUGUCAAGAGAUAGUAAAGCCAUUUCUUGGGAAGAGGAGGAAACUCCUCUCCACAAAUCCACUUGGCCCUGUGCAAAUGGCACUUCACAGUCCCCAUGCACUUGGAGUCCAUGAGCCAAUGGGAUAUGCAAAGACGCUUAAACAUUUCAGGGCUGGUUUCUCUGUUCAUAUCCAAUUCUGGUGCUUAGGAACAGGGACCCAUGCUGAUGCCCAAGGGCAAAAAGCCCCACUUCCUUCAAGGAAGUGAGCAGGCCUGACCCUGAUGCCCAAUAAGGGGCAACCCUAUGCUUUUUUUUCUUGCUUUUAUUCCUUUUUGUUGUUGGCCUUGUGCUGGGUUUGUUUACAAAAGAUGUAUUUUGUUUAACCAAAUAUUAAAAAUGGAAAACUCCGUAUGUCUUGUCUGCCUGAAUUCUCUAAUUGUGCAAAGGAAGAAAAAUAAACUUUAGUAUGAUCCUGUU
Molecule: messenger RNA, 3404 nt
Organism: Saimiri boliviensis boliviensis (Bolivian squirrel monkey)
Lineage: Eukaryota; Metazoa; Chordata; Mammalia; Primates; Cebidae
Gene: JOSD1
Product: Josephin domain containing 1
Biological process (GO): protein deubiquitination
Molecular function (GO): cysteine-type deubiquitinase activity
Source: RefSeq, a predicted model, not a curated record